Molecule: messenger RNA, 1369 nt
Organism: Magnolia sinica
Lineage: Eukaryota; Viridiplantae; Streptophyta; Magnoliopsida; Magnoliales; Magnoliaceae
Product: LRR receptor-like serine/threonine-protein kinase SIK1
Exons: 7
Coding region: 725-1357 (210 amino acids)
Molecular function (GO): receptor serine/threonine kinase binding
Source: RefSeq, a predicted model, not a curated record
UUGAGCUUUGUAGGAGAAAGUGGAUCACUGAUUAUGUUAGACUUUUGGUAUUUGGAAAAAAGCGGAAAGCAGCAGCAAUGUGUUCAAAGUCUUAUGAAUAAAAGUUCAUCUAUAUUGUGAUAAGCUAAAUAGUUUGUUUCCACAAGUGCGUAGCAUGGCUAAUGAUAUGUUGGAUGCAUGAGCCACCCAAAGUAUGGAUUUGGGAGUCUACUAGGGGGCAUCUAAGACUGGUGAUUAAUGAAGUUCCUCUCCCGGAAUGUGCAUGGUUUGGAGCAUAAAGAUAGGAUGCUAAUCCUUAUGGCUGUUGGUCAGGGAAAGGAAAAUUGAUGUGAUGAUGAUUUAGGAAAUGUCAUGGGUAAAAGAUCUGAUGAUAUGUUAAAAUUUCCAACAUUUGUGGUAGGAAAGUGACAUUUUUUUAUUUUUUUGUAAUACUUGUAUGCUUUGAUGAAGUACCCAACCAAAUCUCUAUCUUUUCUGUUGAUGCAAAUCAGCGUGGAAUUGGUCUGGCUGGCUUGUCUGCUGAGGAUCUAAUUGUCUGGCUGUCUUGGAAAAUGAUAGGAUCUAAUUGAUGCAAAUCUUUUCUGUUAUGAUCAUAUUGGAAAAUGAUCCUGCAAAUAUUUGGAAGGAUCCAAUAUGCAAAUCUUUUCUGUUAUGAUCAUAUCCAAGGGAGCUGCUCGCAUGUCUGGCUGUUUGCUUGUUUAUUUUUGCCAAUUGUCUUUAUUUGAUGGAAGUGGUGUUCAUGUAUGUAGGGCAGUUGUGCUACACCAAAAAUCAGGCCUUUCGAACUCUCAAGUGGGCUCCACCUGUUAGAUGGCCUACAAGUUGUCACUGCUCCUCAUCAAACGACUUCCGCCAAAGAGAUUUGAAGGGGAAUCAGCUGACCGGGUCAAUCCCUGAUGAGAUCAGCAACUGCAUCUUGCUGAAAUCUCUGUAUUUGUCCAGUAACUUGCUAUAUGGAGAUAUUCCGUUCUCGACAUCUAGGCUCAAACAGUUUGAGGAAUUGACAUUAAAGAACUAUCAGUUAACAGGGCCUAUCCCUUCAACCCUUUCACAGAUGCCAAAUCUCAAAACUCUGGAUCUUGCUCAGAAUCAGCUCACUGGUGACAUUCCGAUGCUGAUUUACUGGAAUGAAGUAUUGCAGUAUCUUGGGUUGCGGGGGAAUUUGCUGACGGGAACAUUGUCUCCUGAUAUGUGCCUAUGGUACUUUGAUGUGAGGGGCAAUAACCUCUCAGGAUCCAUACCGGAUAACAUUGGGAAUUGUACGAGACUAAUGACAUGGACUCUGCUGAGCAUGACCACUGAUGGGAAUAUCAGAUUUUUAGACCCCUCCCAAGACAGUAGAACAACAGGCCAAUGAACCCACCUACAC